Molecule: messenger RNA, 807 nt
Organism: Penicillium argentinense
Lineage: Eukaryota; Fungi; Ascomycota; Eurotiomycetes; Eurotiales; Aspergillaceae
Product: HPP family protein
Exons: 1
Coding region: 1-807 (268 amino acids)
Source: RefSeq, a predicted model, not a curated record
AUGUCUGCAUCGCGUCUUUCCCGCUUCCCGACAUGGCUUAGCCACUGGCUCGGCCACCGCGCCGAACCUCCAGAACCCCUACCGCAAUACCUGGUCGCCGCGUGGUCCUUUAUAGCCGCUUUCUGCGGUCUCUCUGUUAUACAGGGUCUUUUUAAUUAUUCUGAAUACUUUACUUCUCGUCACGUCCCUGGCAUCAUCGCCUCCUAUGUAGGUACCACCACUUCCAGUCAGCGACAUCUGAGUCAGACUUCACCAACGCCACUUGACGUAAAUUUCUAUACAAGCAGAAACACAACUAACCCAAGUCAGGGCGCAUCCGCAGUCCUCUGCUUCGGCGCAAUCGAAAGCCCACUAGCACAACCCCGCGCUCUAAUCUUCGGCCACUUUUUCAGCGCCCUAAUCGGCAUCUGCAUCACAAAACUCUUUAGCCUAAUACCCGACGAAGCGCGCUUCGAAUCGCUGCGUUGGCUCGCGGCAUCGCUCUCAACAGCCAUUGCAAUCGUGGUCAUGCAGUUGACAGGCACUACGCAUCCGCCCGCCGGCGCGACGGCUCUACUCCCUGCCACGGAUGACGCGGUCUGGAACCUCUCGUGGUAUUUAUUGCCUGUUGUGCUGCUUUCGUCGAGCUUGUUGAUGGUUUGUGCGCUGUUGUUCAAUAAUAUGCAUCGGAGGUAUCCUGUUUUUUGGAUUGCACCUUCGCCGGCGAAGCCUGUGCCUGCUCCUUCCUCUGCGCCUGCGCCUGUGGAGUCGACCGUUAAUGGUGAGGCGUAUUCUUCGCAGGAGAAGUUGCCUAAGGAAUCGGUUUAA